This is a messenger RNA of Haliotis rubra (blacklip abalone), 4630 nucleotides long. RefSeq lists its product as uncharacterized. The record is from RefSeq and is a predicted model, not a curated record. NCBI's taxonomy places the organism in Eukaryota, Metazoa, Mollusca, Gastropoda, Lepetellida, Haliotidae. Gene Ontology annotation, biological process: neuropeptide signaling pathway. Gene Ontology annotation, molecular function: G protein-coupled peptide receptor activity. Gene Ontology annotation, cellular component: membrane.
GCUGGAUGCUCGACACUAGUUACAGAGCGUCAUGGGUUAAAUCAGAUGCGUAGAUGUGUUGUCACAAAGCAUUUACUUUGUGUCCGCUCAACGAACGUGUUUGGUUGUUGCAGUCGUCCAUGUGCAAAUCUCAGUUUUUCUCUCGAAGCGAUGGACAACUUAAGUUUCCAUGAAGACCACGACGUCUAUCUUCGUCGCUAUGACAACGAGUUCGCACUGCAAGUCCUGGUCGCCAUCUUGUUCCUUGUCGUUUUGAUGUUGACUGGGUUGCUUGGCAACACACUAGUCUUCUACGUGUAUGCGUUCAAAUUUAAACACAGCACAACCCGUUGUUAUAUUUUGGCCCUGGCAGUAUUCGACCUAAUUAGUUGUGUCAUCAGUAUUCCAGUAGAGAUAACGGACAUGCGAUUCAACUACACGUUCGGGCAGUACGGGUUUUGUAAAAUAAUGCGAGUGUUCGUAACGUUCUCAUCCAUGUCGUCAGGGGCCGUGCUCGUAGCAGUAGCGGUGGACAGAUACAAGAAAAUAUGUCGACCCUUUAAAAGACAGACAACUCCGUUUGUAGCUAAAGUCGCAAUAAUGAUCUGUUCACUUGUAUCAUUUAUUUUGUCUUUGCCGGCUGCCAUUCUCUAUGGUUCGAGAACUGUGACGACAGACGAUGUUCUCGUGAAUGGCUCAGACUGCUCUACGGCUGAUGAAUACAUCAAGACUCCGUAUCCUCUAAUCUACAACGGAGUCCAGUUCAUCGUCUUCAUUUCCUCAACGCUGACUCUCGUUGUGCUCUACAGUUUGAUAUGGCGGCAGGUGGUUCGACAACAGACCUUCAGGAGAAGCGUUAGGGCUCAGCAAAACCGUGGAAGAACACUGAAAAUAGUGGUAACGCAGGGAAAUCAAUCAUCCGAGACGAAUAACACCUCUGAUGAUUUUCUGAGUUCAUCAACCGAAGGGGAUGCGAACAAGGCAAUAAAGGAUACCGGCUGUCCUCGACACAGUGGAACGGCAAUGGAACUUACAAUCAAUCCUAAAUUGAAGGAACGUGGAUGUUCAAGUGCUAUGACUCCCAAGUCAACUACACUGUCUGCUGGGACAAAGUCAAAAGGACUAAAGUCUUCCAGCACCAACACAUCGUCACCACGUCAGAAAGGGCAGAAGACAACGUUCAUGCUGUUCCUCAUCACACUGGUGUUUGUGUUGAGUUUUCUCCCCCAUCUAGGGCUGAUGGCGACUAGGGCCGCCAACAAACACGUGUUUGACGACCUCCGUGGAGCUGCGAUGACGGCUUACAAUCUGUUCCUGAGGUCGUACUUCAUUAACAGUGCUUCCAAUCCCAUUGUCUACAGCUUCUGUAAUGAACAUUUCCGACGGGAACUGUACUGCCUUUGGAGAAAAAUGAAGUGUCGAGUCACAACUGGACUAGUGUUGGGCAUCCACAGAGGGCAACCAUCUCCAAUGUCAGGCACAAACACAACCCUCAGCGACCACGACGUGAACGUCCACCUACGUCGUUAUGACGACAUCUACGCCUACAAAUAUCUACCAGCUAUCGUGCUUGUGUCGGUGUUGAUGACAACGGGCAUAAUCGGCAACUCCCUGGUCUGUUGUGUGUAUUUGGUCAAGUUUAAGUCCAGCACUGUCAAAUGUUUCAUUGUGUCCCUCGCGGUCAUUGACCUAAUAAACUGUGUGGUCAGUUGUCCAUUUGACAUCGCAGAUAUGCGAUAUCGCUACACAUUCGGGUCUUACGUCAUCAUGUGUAAAACGAUGCGCGUGUUUGUAACAUUCACGUCAGUGUCUUCAGGCCUAGUUCUCAUACCAGUAGCCGUGGAUAGAUACAAGAAGAUAUGUCGGCCGUUUCAGAAACAGAUGGACAUCCGAACAGCCAAGAUGGCCAUUAGUGCCUGUUGCACAGUCGGGGUUGUGGUGGGGAUUCCUGCAAGUGUAUUUUAUGGACCACGGACCGUUACCACUGACGUUGCCGCCAUUAAUGGAUCGGACUGCAGCACGCCUGAUAUAUAUGUCGGGACACCAUAUCCACUGAUUUACAACGGAUUCAAUUUAACCAUUUUUCUUACAACGACCGUAUCACUGAGUGUAUUGUAUUCGCUUAUAUGGCGUCGGAUAAGAAAACAGCGGAAUUACAGACGGAAGUUGAAGACACAAUCUAGAAAAUGUCAUUCGAGUUCAUGUGUUGAAGCUGAUACUGGGUGUGUGACGAAAUCUCGACAGGAACAUGAAACAGUAUAUCAUGAGGACAAUGCAGCGUUUGUUUGCGAACUGGAGACGUCGACGGAACGUACAUCUGAUGUUCACAAUGAAUGCGCAUCCUCGUGUCCUGCAGACGAUAUAGCCAGCGAAGUGCCAUCUGAAAAAGAAGUUGAGAAUCCUGUUCCAACGACGUCACAACGCUCAAAUAACGCAUCCCCCGAGAGGAGCGAUGCAGCGGUAAAGAAAACAACGUUGAUGUUGUUUCUGAUAACCUUGGCAUUCGUAUUGAGCUUCCUGCCUCAUUUGAGUCUCAUGGCAGCCAGAGCGGUCAACAAGGAAUUCUUUGAUAAAGUUGACACGCCACAGUUUGGUGCUUUCUACUUCUUUUUCAAGUCCUACUUCAUCAACAGUGCAUUCAACCCCAUCAUCUACAGCUUCUGCAACCCACGGUUUCGCCAGGAACUCGUGGCUGUUGUGAAAAGGUUUAGUCGCAUACGACAAGCAUCGUAGUUUUAUUGUCAUAUGUUGCAUUUAUAUGUGCUGACCUCCACCGGUUUAAAACCUGUCUUCACCAAUCUGAGCUAGUGGCAAGAAGGUACCAAAUAGAUCAGAUGCCAGGACUCUGCGACUUGGUCGAUACCGUGUCUUCCUGCCACGGCGUGGAUCGGUGCUCAUAACAUCAACCACUGAUUGUCUCGACUCCAUUCUCACCGACCUGACAGUGCGUUAAACAACAACAACAAAAAAAACAACUGGAAAUGAUAACCACAAAACGUUUUCAUAAUGUUGCAUUUUUACCACAUUUGAUGUUUUCUAUUUUGAACAAUUUACCUGCACGCAAUAAUCGUUUAUGUUUUUCGUGUUGCAUAUAUACUUUAUUUGUUGGACAAUUAAGAUGCAAAUGAUCAACACUAUAUAUUGUAGCAUUUCAUUUCAUAUGUCUUAUAAUAUAUGAUGAACUUAUCUUUUGGGAACAGUUUAUGAUAAAAUAUGGUUAUAACGAACUAAGAAAAACACUCACUUUCGUUCGUUACAAGCGUAGUUCGUCAUACGCAUAUUUCGAAUGGUAUAUAUGUUACAGUCAAUCUGUCAUUUGGUCAAAUGCCUGAAACAAUCAGUCAUUUGGUCAAAUGACUGGUUUGACGGAUUGACUGUGACAUAUACACCACGUGGCCUGGUCCAAACACGUAGUUCGUUAUAUCAGCCGGUUCGUUAUAAGUGUAGUAUACUGUAGUUCGAAAUACACAAAUAUCUGUAUAGAAUGGAAUCCUAGAAGGGACAUUGUCGCGAUGUCGCACUGUCGCACUUAGGUUAAUUUUGACACUUUUUGCUUGUUUUUGCAAGGGCGAUAAUGCGACAAUGUCCCUUUCAGGAUUCCAUAGUAUAGCGAAUAACCUCAUGCGUUGUGUUAACAUUAGUUAAUCCCGAAGCUCAUCCCAUUUUUUCCUGCUUACAAUGACCUAAUUUGAAGGUAUUCCUUGGCAGCUAGGUUAUUUGUAAACAAUUGUGUCAGACUGCAACCAGGAUGCAAAACGUCACGUCAUGUGGUAACAUGCUAUUUCAUGCCCUUAGUGUCACAGGGGCGUGUCACGCUUAGAAACAGCGCUAGAAAGACAUAUAGGUAUAUAGACCCAACCCUGGUCCUUUUAUAUAGUACAAGGAUAGGGUCUAUAUACCUAUAUGUCUUUCUAACGCUGUUUCUGAACGUGACACGCCCCUGUCCUUUGUGUGUAAUAGUUUGUAGUUCUUACAUGAUGAAUAGCAUUAUGCUGCCGAAUACAAUAUACAACAUAGGAAUGAAGAGCCUAAAUUAUCGAUUAUGUGUCAGUUUUGUAAAGGAAGUCAAUUGGAAUUAGAAGGUGUGUCCGGAUUCAAUGAUCGCUGGCUCGCCCUUAGGGACCGUUCAUAAUUUAUGGCUAGGGGUGUGUGUGUGAUGAUUUUUAUGGAGAAGCAUGUACAAUGUGAAUGACACCCACCCUAAAAUUUAUAUACAAAAUAAGUGACCCCCUGCAUGUCAUGUACAAGAUCAAUCACCUUCCCCUAUUCAGGCAUAAUUUUAAACAUAUUUUUAUGUACCAAAUUGCUGAAACCCCCUAGCUCCCCAGAACAAAAUGGGUGACCGCCCACUAAAAUCAUAUCAACCCCCCACCCCCCGACCCCUAUAAAUUAUGAACGGCCCCUUAUAAUGAUUUUAACCAUACCAGUGGAUGUGGGUUCUGUCACAAUUAGAAAUGUGCAAGUCAUGCAUCGCUUCCGGUCUGUCUUCCACACAACGCUGACGCGUCAUGAUAUAAAGCAAAUAGGCUUGUAGGUUAGACUGCACCAAAUCAGAUUCCGUAGUUAAGAACCACUUUUCAGUGCAGGCAGAAUCAUCUCACAGAUGUGAUUGUACAUCCAUCCAGUAAUUAAAACUUACCAUGUUUUUCAA